GAAGCUUGUCAGGAAGAAAGAGCUGCUGUGUUGAGGCCGAAAACUCAGACACACAAGCAGGACCUGGGUGAUACCGGACUUACCCCCGUGGAAGGGAUAUAACUCUGCUCCACCGGACAGUAGGAAGUGGUUUUAAUUGACCGGCGGAGCUCCGACCGAGUCCCCGGGUUUCAGCUACGGAGGCCGCCGCGGGUCCGCUGCUCCCCGCCGCCUGUGUGUCGCUGACUGCUGCUCACAUUCAUCCAGACCCUGGUAAUGCUAUUGAAAGGAGACACAACAGACACCACAAAACCUGUGUGAGAUUUGAGUGUGAGGAAGGCGAAGGGCUCAGCUGUUGCUGCCGGUAGCCAUGGCUAACAGCUGAGGCUGCUGCCCGGUAAACAUCCCGCUACAGACCCAACUACAAGAACAACUCAGCGGCGGAACAUUGUCUUAUUUUGCGCAAGAACUGUCACCUGCACUCUCGUUUUGAAGAAGCGAUUUAUUCCUGGGGAUUUAUUUGAUUAAGGACAUCUAAAAGUCUCUGCAUCAGUGCGAUGAAUCAGCCUGGACAACAGCUGCUCCCCACAUAGAGGUCACUUCACCUCUCUUUCCAUUUGCUUUGGUCCAGAGGAUGCUGGGAAUGUGUCGUGGGCGCAGGAAGUUCCUGGCGGCUUCUCUUGCCUUGUUCUUCAUCCCAGCACUCACCUGGCUUUACCUGUCAGUCGGGAGCUUUCAAGUGAAGCCCCUCCCCUUGUCUCCAUUGGAAUCCCAAUCAUCGACGACGGUGGGUGGAGCCGUUGAUCGGCAGGCCUUAGAGCUGCGUGUCCGGGCUGUGGAGGAGGAGAACCGGGCGCUGCGCCGGGAGCUGAGCCGCCCCCCCAGGAGCCCGUCUGCACGCCUCCAGAACGCUGGUCACCGUGGCAACCAGAGCCGAACCCAUUCAGAGGAGGGCACCGGCGAAAAUGAGGGGCAGAAAGCUGGUACAGCGGGAAACAACUCAGACUGUGUGCAGCAGCCAGUGGUGGAUAAGUGCGAGCUGUCACUCACUUUCAGUCCUCGGCUGCAGCCAGGCACUGUUCAAGGCCGGGGGAGAGCAGAGCGCCGUCAGGAAUGA
Notothenia coriiceps (black rockcod) is the source of this 1096-nucleotide messenger RNA. RefSeq names its product glycosyltransferase-like protein LARGE1. The coding region runs from base 614 to 1096 and encodes 160 amino acids. The transcript is spliced from 5 exons. Lineage: Eukaryota; Metazoa; Chordata; Actinopteri; Perciformes; Nototheniidae. The record is from RefSeq and is a predicted model, not a curated record.